AUGGAUUUGUUCGAAACAAAUGAUGGUGAUUCGAUCCACUCGGACGUGCUGAUGCAAACCAUCAAAAUGAUGCAGCACCCAGCGUACGGGAACCCGUACGAAUGGUCUACGUGCGAUUUCGACCUAGGCCGCGCGCUUGGUCGUGGAAAGUUCGGGCGCGUCUAUAUUGCCCGCGAGCGUGAAACCGGCUUUAUGGUAGCAUUGAAAAUGAUGUUCAAAUCCCAGCUAACCAAAUGGAAUGUGGAAAAGCAACUGUUGCGCGAGAUCGAGAUCCAGUCGCGCCUCAAACAUCCGCACAUUCUGCGGCUGUACACCUGGUUCCAUGACGAUCGGCGCAUCUACCUGGCGCUGGAGCUGGCCGCACAGGGUGAGCUGUACAAACAUCUGAAGGCGGCACCGAAAGGCCGAUUCGACGAGAAACGAUCCGCACGCUACGUAUCGCAGGUGGCCGACGCACUGAACUACUGUCACGCCAACAACGUCAUCCACCGUGAUCUGAAACCGGAAAACAUUCUCCUCACGGAUGACGACAACAUCAAGCUGGCCGAUUUUGGCUGGUCGGCACACACCAAUUCGAACAAGCGCAAAACGAUGUGCGGUACGCUGGACUACCUACCGCCGGAGAUGGUGGACGGGAAGAUGUACGACGAUUCUGUUGACCAGUGGUGUUUGGGCAUUCUGUGCUACGAGUUUCUGGUCGGCAAUCCACCGUUCGAAUCACAGACAACGCAGCACACGUACGACAAGAUCCGGCGGCUGGAUAUAGUGUAUCCGCGACACUUGAGCACGGGCGCCAUUAAUCUCAUCGCAAAGCUGCUGCGCAUACCGAGCAGUUCCCGGAUUACGCUGCGAGAUGUCAUGAACCAUCCGUGGGUCGUACAGAUGCAGAAAUGA
Molecule: messenger RNA, 894 nt
Organism: Anopheles marshallii
Lineage: Eukaryota; Metazoa; Arthropoda; Insecta; Diptera; Culicidae
Gene: aurB
Product: aurora kinase B
Exons: 2
Coding region: 1-894 (297 amino acids)
Biological process (GO): protein phosphorylation; regulation of cytokinesis; mitotic spindle organization
Cellular component (GO): chromosome passenger complex; spindle midzone; spindle microtubule
Molecular function (GO): protein kinase activity; ATP binding
Source: RefSeq, a predicted model, not a curated record